Olea europaea var. sylvestris is the source of this 1456-nucleotide messenger RNA. RefSeq lists its product as uncharacterized. Gene Ontology annotation, biological process: translation. The record is from RefSeq and is a predicted model, not a curated record. The coding region runs from base 19 to 462 and encodes 147 amino acids. The transcript has a single exon. Gene Ontology annotation, molecular function: 5S rRNA binding; structural constituent of ribosome. NCBI's taxonomy places the organism in Eukaryota, Viridiplantae, Streptophyta, Magnoliopsida, Lamiales, Oleaceae. Gene Ontology annotation, cellular component: ribosome.
CUGACUGAUUUUUCACGGAUGACACUGCUGAAGAGAUAUGUGCUGAGAUUGUUCAUAUCGUUGAAAUAUAUUACUGCGAAUGUGGUAGAUAGGAACAAUGGACGGAUAGUUGCAACCGCAUCAACUGUUGAACAUUCUCUAAAAAAUUCACUCGAAUGUGGUCGGUCUUGCAAUGCGAAAGCAGCAGCAGUUGUGGGAGAAGUGUUGGCGAUGAGGCUUAAAGUGGAGGGUCUUGAACAGGGCCAAGGGCUAGGUAUCCAUGUUGAUGUGAAAAAGGAGAUUGAGAAGAAAGGUCCAAAGAACAGCACAAAGAUAUGGUCCGUAGUAAACGCCCUUAAGAACAACGGUGUAAAACUUGUUCUUGAGGAAGAUGAGAAAGAGGCCUCUUGCUCGAGCUACAGAGUGCAUGGAGCAUAUGAUUUUAGAAAUCGUAGAGAUUGUCUGUUUUGUUAUUUCGAAUAGGGAAAAUUGCAACCGAGGUACUAAACCUUUCGUUUAUUAGUAGACUUUUCUCAAACCUUUAGUUUGUGCCAUCGUGAGUAUCAAACCUUUUAAAAAUAUGCAGCUCAAAUCCAAAUGGACGGUUCUGUGAGUUUGACUGUUAGUUGACCCAAUAAAUUGACUUUGACCAAUUUUAUAAGGGGUAAAAUUGUAAUUUUGAAUUAAAAUUAAAAAACAAAAAAUCAAAAGCCACUGUUCAUCUUCUCCUUCCUACACCCACCCCCACACUCCACACAUACCCAAGCCCAAAAACCAAAACCUAUCCAACUUCUUGGUAAUCGCCAUCCAUCCCACUGACCGCCGCCGCCCUAACCGCCAUCGUCCAUUUGUAAUAAAACAUCAUCCAUCUGGGUUCUGUCUACAAUUUUUCUUGUCUGCACCUCUACCAAAUCUUACCCAUCAUAUUCCAAACUCCACAUUGAAACAAUCCCACUGCCAUCACCACCAAAUCCCAUACAUCAGUAGCUAUCCACAACGACAAAGACCGAAACACAUCAUCAUUGCUACAGUCCAGAACCAUAGAAAAAUAAAAAACCCACUAACACCACUGCGACCACCACCACCACCACAGCAAUAACCCAUUAACACCACUAUCUAUUGAAGAAGAAGAGGAGAAAGACUCACCGGAUUCAGACCCAACAACUUUAUUGUAAUAAGCAAGUCCAGAUUGAGUUAAAGUGAACUCAUAGGCACCAGAUUCAUAACCCAAUGCACAGUGCUUCUUUUAUGCUCAAUUCAUUUACCUGUUCAAAUUGAGAGUGAAAUUUAUAUUGUGGGUCAGAGAUUUUGAUAGAAGGAGCGAUGGCUUGAAUGAUCCAGAUGGAGUGGUGGCCGAUGUAAGGUGGCGAUGCCGCCAAUGAUUACCUCCGGUGGUUUUGGGAUAAAGGGUUUGGGGAAGAAGGGGAUGGUGGUGGGUGGUGUGUUUGAUUUUUGUUUUUUAUUUAAUCAUGAGAAG